AUGUCCGCUUUGGAACACCUUCGGAAGCAAUAUACGGCCGCGCAACUCGGCACAAAAGGAACUAAGGGACAACUCGCCACGAAAUGCAAGGAGAGUUCACCGGAAGGUAAAGAUUCCCCCAAGUGCGAUCCAAGAUUAGCUACCGAAGCCGAGAUCGGUUCCUCUGAGGGAGGGAAGACGGAAGCCAAAGUGGCGGACAGGCCCUUGAGGGAGGGCAGCAAGUUGAGAGGGGUACGGGGAGAGAUCAUUGUCGGGAAUCGCCGGGGCCUUGAUUUGGCCGGUUUGAAGGACGAGAACGUUUCUCAAAAUCACAAGCUGGCGGCUUUGGAGGAUGGGCAUGGCCAGCUGAACGAUCGUGUGUCGACAGUGACCCUCUCUCUUGGGGAGUAUAGACCAGGGUGGUAAAGGUUUAUGAGUACCGAUACACAGGAUUGAUGCUACGCUGCCACGCAGCGGGACCACGAGAUUAUAGACGAGGGUAAUAUAGCAGCGCAUGGAGGAGUUUGAGCUGCGGACGCCCGGCUCUACGAGGGAGUAGGGGGGGAGAAAUAAUGCUAAGGUCUACCUCGGAUUUUGCGCAUUGAUCCCUUCGCAUGUCCAGAGGCUCGGUGAGUAAGCUGCGGUAUGUCAUUCGCAACUUAAGCAUCAAGGCUGACUUUUACAGCAGAUAAGGGAACGCUAGAGAUCCGCAGAAUUGACGUCUGGGUGCUGGCUGAUAGCCGAGUACAACAGGUUGACAAAUAGGCGUGUUAUGAUUGCGGUUAUUGUAUAUUUGGAUCUGAAGACGGCUUGGGGGUCAAAGGUGGGCACUGGAAGAGGUGAGUUCUGUUUGGUUAGUGGAGUGGGGUGGGAUGGAGUUGAGGAGAGGAGAGGAGAGUCUGAUGAUGGAUACGGGGGAGUAUGUUUUUCGAAUGUUGCAAACGCUUUCUGGUUUGUAAUGCGUUGGGUGGGUUUCGUGCUGAAAAGAGGACGGUGGGGGGUGAUUACCUGUAAGAGGGUUGUCGAGGAGGUUAGGAGUAUUGGCAUUUGGUAGGUGCCGGCUCAGGAGCAGGAGGGGCUGUUGUUUGAGUAA
This is a messenger RNA of Tuber aestivum (summer truffle), 1072 nucleotides long. The record is from the annotation of a GenBank genome assembly. NCBI's taxonomy places the organism in Eukaryota, Fungi, Ascomycota, Pezizomycetes, Pezizales, Tuberaceae.